UGACCAGCUCCCCGGCCCCCGGGAGCCGCCGCGGGCGGGCUGCUGAGGUGGCUGUCGCCGGCUCCGAGCUACGGCUUCCCGGGUCGAGCCCCCGAUGGAGGCCGAGGCCAUGGACGUGCCCCCAGGCGGGGUCGAGGCGGCGCUCAGCUGCUUCUCUUUCAACCAAGACUGCACAUCCCUAGCAAUUGGAACCAAAGCUGGCUACAAGCUGUUUUCUUUGAGUUCUGUGGAGCAACUGGACCAAGUCCAUGGAAGCAAUGAAAUCCCUGACGUGUACAUUGUGGAGCGCCUCUUCUCCAGCAGCCUGGUGGUGGUGGUCAGUCACACGAAACCCCGGCAGAUGAAUGUGUAUCACUUCAAGAAGGGCACAGAGAUCUGUAAUUACAGCUACUCCAGCAACAUCUUGUCCAUAAGACUGAACCGGCAGAGGCUGCUGGUGUGCCUGGAGGAGUCCAUUUAUAUACACAACAUUAAAGAUAUGAAGCUGUUGAAGACCCUCCUGGAUAUUCCUGCAAACCCAACAGGUCUGUGUGCCCUCUCUAUCAACCAUUCCAAUUCUUACCUGGCCUAUCCUGGAAGCCUGACAACAGGCGAGAUUGUGCUUUAUGAUGGAAACUCCCUGAAAACCGUCUGUACCAUCGCUGCCCAUGAAGGGACGCUGGCCGCCAUCGCCUUCAACUCCUCAGGCUCCAAACUAGCAAGCGCAUCUGAGAAAGUGAGUAUACACCAGCAUCUCCCGCCGUCAGGGACCCGCGUUCUUUGGCUCACUGCCUGUGUUGCUGUUCCUAGGUAUGUGACAAUCAGCUCCCUAGUUUUCAGCAUGGACUCGCAGUUCCUGUGCGCCUCCAGCAACACUGAAACCGUGCACAUCUUCAAGCUGGAGCACCUCACCACCAGUCGCCCAGAAGAACCUUCCACCUGGAGUGGCUACAUGGGAAAGAUGUUCAUGGCUGCUACCAACUACCUCCCCGCCCAGGUGUCGGACAUGAUGAAUCAGGACAGGGCUUUUGCCACCGGACGCUUGAACUUCUCGGGGCAGAGGAAUAUCUGCACCCUCUCCACGAUCCAGAAACUGCCAAGGCUGCUAGUCGCCUCCUCCAGCGGACACCUUUACAUCUACAACCUGGACCCGCAGGAUGGAGGAGAGUGUGUCCUAAUCAAGACCCACAGCUUGCUCGGCUCCGGAUCCACAGAAGAGAACAAAGAAAACGACCUCAGACCUUCCUUACCUCAGACGUACGCAGCGACUGUAGCCAGGCCCAGCUCGUCUUCCACCUCCACUGUGCCAGGAUACUCUGAGGACGGCGGGGCGCUCCGCGGAGAGGUCAUUCCAGAACAUGAGUUUGCCACGGGACCAGUGUGUCUUGAUGAUGAGCGUGAAUUUCCCCCUAUAAACUUGUGCCGUGGAAGUCAGAAGGGCAAAACGAAGCAGUCCUGACGAGUUGUGCACCUCAGAAACAAGAGGACACCCCCUGUCAGGUGGUUUUGGAGAGAACAAGGAAGGUGGAAGAAUGGAGUGCGAUUGUGUGAGCAGAAAGGGACAGUCCUGGGUGCUGCACUGCCUAAGCCACAGGACGCGGCUAACGCCUCACCAAGCCCCUCGGCCCUGGCUGCCUGUGGGCAUGGGGGACACUGUAUCCAUACCACGCUGUUUAAAAUACCUUCAAACCACAGUGUAAAUGUUAGCUAACCAUAUUGGUCUAUAACCGGGAUUUUAUAUGAAAAAGGGCAUCCUUUUUAAAUGUAUGCUGUGUAAAAAAAUGUACGUAUAGGAAAAUCUCUUUGAAUUGUAUUUCUUGUAUAUUACAUACAUGUAGAGAGAGACUAUUUUAGCCAGGCAAAGUAUUUUUGCAGUGAUUGGAAUAAAUCAUUCAUUACCUUCAAGUCCCAUUUAGGACACUAAUAAUAAAAUCAUGGCAAUGCA
Ictidomys tridecemlineatus (thirteen-lined ground squirrel) is the source of this 1924-nucleotide messenger RNA. Lineage: Eukaryota; Metazoa; Chordata; Mammalia; Rodentia; Sciuridae. The record is from RefSeq and is a predicted model, not a curated record.